UAAUAUACGUAAUUAUACCAUACUUAAAAUCUAUAUCUUUAUUUGAAAUUUGAUAAAUACUGAUUACGGAGAGAGUUUUCAAAAAAGCUUUACAAGCUUCCUAAUCAAUCCGUAAAAUUUAUUUUAUGUACUUGUGUGGAUUAUAAAUAAAAUAUUGUUUAAACUAAAAACUAAAAAUCUAAGAAACCGAAUUUACAAGUUGAGAAUUUAAUGCAGUAUGGAUCGUAUAUUCUAUUUUAUUUUUACCAUUGGAUUUACAUUUCUACUGAAAGGAAACCAAUGUUUUGACGAAUCUAUUAUACUGAUUACUGACACCCACAAUAAAGGACUAUAUGGAGUCUCGUCUAAAACUAACACAAUCUAUACUAUCGCUGUCAAGAGAAUUUUAAACCCAAUAGCAAUACAUUAUAACGAAAUUAAUGAAAGAAUAUACUGGAGUGACGUCAUGCUGAAGGAAAUAAGGAGCACGUCCAUUAACGGGCAUGAUGACGUCAUAAUAAGGAGUCUCGAUAAUAGUUCGAUUCCUGACGGAUUGGCGGUCGAUCCCGUUUCCAAACUUGUUUUUUAUACAGACGCAGGGAACCACCUUAUAGCAUUAAUGGAAUUAGAUGGUUCCAAUCAUGCUGUAAUUGUAACCAAGGACAUUGACAAGCCAAGAGCAAUUGUACCUGAUCCUGUAAAUGGGAAAAUAUACUGGUCUGACUGGGGGUUAUUUCCAAAAAUAGAGACCGCCAAUUAUGAUGGUACUAAUAGAAAGGCUGUGAUUACAUCCGGGAUACUUUGGCCGAACGCUUUAACAGUCGAUUUUGCAGAUCAGUGGAUGUACUGGGGAGAUGCUGGAACUCACAACAUUGAGCGAGCUAGAUUAGACGGCUCUGAGAGAAAAGUCAUUUUCUACAAUGCCAAUUCACAUUACUUUUCAAUGCUCCUUUACUCAAACAAUCUGUUUUAUACUGACUGGCAACACAGAUCAAUCAUGGCAAUUUCCGUUUCCGGUGUCGACGUGUCUUCAAACAUUGGAAAUGAUUCAUUUUCCAGACUUAAUGAUAUUUCUCGUUUGAAACCAAAACCAGCGUAUCCAGAAACAAAUGCUUGCACGAAGAAUAAAGGCGGCUGUAGUCACAUCUGUAUACCAAGACCAAAAGGAAAUCAUGCUUGCCUAUGUCCAACAGGUUUUACCUUGAAAGAUGAUUCAUUUUGUAUAAAAGCCGAAGAACAAGAAAACAGUGUUACGUGUAAGCCAUUGAAGAGACACAACAAAUUUACCACUAUUUCACCAAAAGAGUGUCUGACACAUGUUUCGCCAGUUGGAAAGGUUUGUAAGAUUCAAUGCCCGGAUGGCUUCCUAUAUGGUGGUAAUCUAACUGAUAUAGAAUGCAAAGCUGAUGGACAUUGGAAUGCUGACGUAUCUCUCUGCUUUGCAAUUACAUGCCCCCUUAUUAUCACAUCUAAUACUGAAAUAACCGGUUGUAAAAAGCCACUUGAUUUUGGAUCAGUGUGUGAACAAACUUGUAGUAAAGGCUAUGAAAAAGUGAGCGGAAGCAGCUUCAGAUUUUGUAAAUCGGACGGCUCUUGGUCAGGGGAAGAUCUAAAAUGCCAGGAAAAAAUACGGCAAUGCGGAGACGUCCCUCUUCCAAAACGAGGUUAUAUUGUAUCAGGCCAAUGCGCGAAUUAUUAUGGAGCAAAAUGUAAUAUUGCAUGCGACACCGGGUACCAAUUCAGCUCCAACACAAAAGUGGUAACCUUAGAAUGUGACCUUGACGAAAACAAUAAGGCGGUGUGGAAAGCUGACAAUCUGGCAUGCAUUCCAAUUACAUGCCCCCCUAUUAUGACAUCUAAUACUGAAAUAACCGGUUGUAAAAAGCCGCUUGAAUUUGGAUCAGUGUGUGAACAAACUUGUAGUAAGGGCUUCGAAAAAGUGAGCGGAAGCAACAUCAGAUCUUGUAAAUUGGACGGCUCUUGGUCAGGGGAAGAUCUAAAAUGCCAGGAAAAAAUACGGCAAUGUGGAGACGUCCCUCUUCCAAAACGAGGUUAUAUUGUAUCAGGCCAAUGCGCGAAUUAUUAUAGAGCAAAAUGUAAUAUUGCAUGCGACACCGGGUACCAAUUCAGCUCCAACACAAAAGUGGGAACCAUAGAAUGUGACCUUGACGAAAACAAUAAGACGAUGUGGAAAGCUGACAAUCUGGCAUGCAAUCCAAUUACAUGCCCCCCUAUUAUGACAUCUAAUACUGAAAUAACCGGUUGUAAAAAGCCGCUUGAUUUUGGAUCAGUGUGUGAACAAACUUGUAGUAAGGGCUUCGAAAAAGUGAGCGGAAGCAGCGUCAGAUUUUGUAAAUUGGACGGCUCUUGGUCAGGGGAAGAUCUGAAAUGCCAGGAAAAAACUGUUGAAUGUCCUAAAUUAACUCCCUAUUGGCAUUCGAGUAUACUAGGAUGUUCACCUCCAUUUAUCGUUGGAAGUGUCUGUGCACAAAUCUGUCAUGAUGGCUAUACAAGUGACAACUCUGGCGCAGGUCAAAGAGUGUGCACAACAGAUGGCACCUGGUCAGGUCAAGAAUUAAUCUGUGUAAAGUAUGAGACAGUGCCACCUAAAGGUCAUUUAAAUUCCAAAGAUUCCGAUGAAAAAUUUGAUUUCACAAACAGCGGUGUCCUCAUUGGAGUUGCGGUUAUAAUCAUGUCCUUUCUGUUGUUGAAUUGUGGAAUUUUGGUCUUUUUACGGAAGCUAGGUGGAAAAAUCGAAACAAGUGUUGAAAGUAAAAUCUCCUUAUUACAAAACCAAAAUGGACACUCAGAACGACAAUUUGGAACAAGUUUCAAAAGAGAAAUUUCCUUUUCACAAAAUUCACUCUCAGAUUCACAACCUUCAACUAAGCCUGGAGUAGAGGAAACAUUUAAAAAAGAGGAAUACACGUGAUUUUAACUAUUAAACUUCAUCAUUUUUAUUUUGUUUUUGCUAGUUGUUGUCUUUAUGUUUUGUUUUUGUUGUUGUUUAUUUGCUGUUUGUUCUUGUUUUGUGACGACAGUCUUGUGAUAUAUUGCUAAAUAAACGAAUAUUGUACAUGGUAUUUCCAAUUUCCAAACAAUUCAAACUGUAGUGCAUUAAGUGGAAUAGUUUUUGAAGGCAAUGAUCAAAUCAAAACGUUCCAAAACGAAAAGAAAAACCUUGCCAAGCAACGAUGCAAUUUUCACACAGACCACGUGUUUCAGUUGUCGAGUCGAUAAAAUUUGUGGUGAUGAAAAAAGAAUAAAAAUGGAAACAAAAAAGAAUAAAUAUUGAAACAAAAAAGGAUAAAUAUUUAAAUAAAAAAGAUAAAACAGUUUUAAAUUAUAUAUAUGUGUGUAUGGAAGUAUGUUAAUUUAGAUAAACAUGUAUAUUGAAAGCUAUGGGAAAAGAAAAGCGUACAAUGAAUGUGUGAGGAAAAUUCGAAAAGAAUAGUAAAAGUGACAUCAAUGAAUCUUGUAAUAGCACCUGACCACAAAUAAUAAAUUUUCUGUCUUAGAAAAACAAAAAAAGGCAUACAUAUUGGGGAACUGGUAACAAAUUUGCAGUGGUAAUUGGAUUUUGACAAUUGUCCCUGUGGUCACUUCAGACAUAUAUGAGGACACAGGGAAGAUAUUAACCAUGUUUAAAUGGAAGAUUAACACAAAUGAAAAUAUUUUACAUUUAAUUACAUUUUACUACAUUCAAUAUGCAGUUCUGUGAAUGUCUAAAAUGAUACAUUAUCCUUUUAACAAAUUAUAUAGCAUGUAGAUAUUUGUUAUAUAUAUACAUGUAUAUUUAUUUUUAUCUACGUACUUGUUUCAUAGUUUGGGGACCUUUUUGUUGACAAUGUGCCAGAAUUAAAUCGUAUACGUAUACAUGCACAGUGCGUUAAUUGGAGUGCAGGUAUUAGUUACUCGCACUCCAGAGCAUGCUCAUUAAUUGACUCAUGGUACAAAUUAGAUAGCGCUCUUUCUAUUAAUUAACUAAAAUAAACAGACAAGCCACACAAACACGAACAUUCAGUAAUUAAUUUUUAUUGAAAUCUUAAAUAAAUAUUGGGAUCUAUUACUUUUGUCUGAUAAGGAAAGCGUAAAAAAAUAUACAUACCAAGUUCAAACCUAUUUUAGCAUACAGACGUCCUUAAAACAUUCGAGAUUAUCUUAUGAGAAGUCCUUUACUUGAUCGCACAUUUUUAUGCCCCCACAGAGUGGGAGCAUAUAGCGUUGCACUUGUCCGUCCGAGUGUCCGUCCGUCCGUCUGUCCGUCCGUCCGUACGUCUGUCCGUACGUCCCGAAAUCUUGUGAACGCAACUCCUCUUAAACCGGAUGGCAGAUUUUGCUUAAACUUCCAGGGAUGAACAACCUUAAUGUGUAGAUGGUAGUAAAGGAAGGAAUUUUUGCUGCGACCAAAUUUAACAGAAUUAUGGCCCUUUGUUGAUUUUUUCACUAUAUACUAUGUAGAAAUUUUGUGAACGCAACUCCUCUUAAACCGGAUGGCAGAUUUUGCUUAAACUUCUAGGGAUGAACAACCUUAAUGUGUAGAUGGUAGUAAAGGAAGGAAUUUUUGCUGCGACCAAAUUUAACAGAAUUAUGGCCCUUUGUUGAUUUUUUCACUAUAUACUAUGUAGAAAUUUUGUGAACGCAACUCCUCUUAAACCGGAUGGCAGAUUUUGCUUAAACUUCCAGUGAUGAACAACCUUAAUGUGUAGAUGGUAGUAAAGGAAGGAAUUUUUGUU
Molecule: messenger RNA, 4715 nt
Organism: Ruditapes philippinarum (Manila clam)
Lineage: Eukaryota; Metazoa; Mollusca; Bivalvia; Venerida; Veneridae
Product: P-selectin-like
Exons: 16
Coding region: 218-2911 (897 amino acids)
Source: RefSeq, a predicted model, not a curated record